Molecule: messenger RNA, 1793 nt
Organism: Stylophora pistillata
Lineage: Eukaryota; Metazoa; Cnidaria; Anthozoa; Scleractinia; Pocilloporidae
Product: carbohydrate sulfotransferase 4
Biological process (GO): N-acetylglucosamine metabolic process; sulfur compound metabolic process
Molecular function (GO): N-acetylglucosamine 6-O-sulfotransferase activity
Source: RefSeq, a predicted model, not a curated record
UCAUUCGCAAGCCAUCGAUUUUCUUUCUCACAUUUUGCUCGCAUCUCUCUCUGUUUAGAAUUUAAAAUUUGAACAACAUGACGAUAAGGCGACUGCGAAUGAAAAGGAUUUUAAAAUCCAUUCCAUUACUGAUAUGCUUUCUGGCUUUGUGUUUGGUUGGCUUUUACAGCGUCUUGUGGUCGGACUGGAUUGAGCAAAUAAAUAUCCGAAAGACUCAACAAACUGAUGAAGGCCAAGAUUUCAGCAAUUCGGAGAUUGACUUAGCUGACUCAAAUAUGGUUUUCAAUGAUGUAUUAAAGGUAGCAAGGAAAACUCUUAUCGUCGUUUCACACGGUCGAUCAGGCUCCACACUCAUGGGGGAUAUUUUUAACCAUCAUCCUUCUGUGUUUUACAUGUAUGAGCCUUUACAAUCCAUCAGAAGAGUCCAUACAAAUUUGAAACCUCAUUCAGAUUACAAUGACCUCGCCAAAGAUUUUUUAGCUGGCAUUUUUCGCUGCAGAUUUGAUUCUCCCGAAUUAUUGGCUGAUAUCGAGGAAUUUUACCGCAAACCGGAUCAUCCACGUGUCAGUAACGCCAUUGCAUCGCCACCUUUGUGUCCUUACAAAACUUCUGAUGAAAGGUGGGAUCAACGCCUUUGCCCUACUAUGACCAGCGAGUCUUUGGGAAGCGCGUGUAGGGAACAUUACGAAAUGACAGUGUUAAAGGUGCUCGUGGAUCGUGUACCCAAUAAUGACAUCGGAAGUAUUUUGGAAGCAUGCGACACAAAGGAUACUAACUGCAGAAUUAUAUUCCUCGUACGAGACCCCAGAGCCGUGAUCGCCUCGGCGCAUAGCGUGGGGUUCUUCAGAGACAACCACGGAAAUCCUGCAAGGCUGGGAACUCGAGAGUUUAGCUACUGGGCCUGUAAAAAAACUGAAGACAACUUGGAUUCUAUACGAAAACUUCCCAAAUCUCUACACAGCCGGAUCAAACUUCAACGCUACGAGGACCUAGCGCUGGACCCAUUAAAAGAACUCUCUGCUCUUUACGAGUUUGCUGGGUUGUCUGUGCUGGAGAGUGUAAGGACAUGGCUAAACGGAACAACACGGCAGAGUAGGAGUGCUUGUAACCAUGCACAGGACGGUGAAGAAGCCACAUGCACCAAGGAUGACGCAUGGGUGGCAGCAAACCGCUGGAGGUGGAAAGUUCACCCCCAUGAAAUUGAUGUUAUCGAGCAUUACUGCCGAAGUGUGAUGCUUCUGAUGGGUUACAGACCUGUAGACAGGUCCCAUGAAUUACUAGCUAAUAUAAAGAUACCUCUUUUCAGCCGCAAUUUUGAAGCAAAGCGAUGGUUUUUACAUUCAUAAUAGUCUACGUGGGUUCCUCGAUCUUAAGCCUCCCCAUGGAAUCGAUGAUAUUGUUCUUAAAUUAUAAACACUCUUCCUCUGGUUCAUAAAAGGAAAAAAAAAGUUGCACAUGUAAAAACUGCAAAAUGGUAUAGACGGAAAUAGGGAGAAAUGAGAAAACAGUGAGUACGCUGACGCCUGCACAACCAACACAACCUGAGAGCUUUUUUUUCUCACAGUUAGACUGGUUGCAUACGUUCUACAGCGUAUGAACCAUGGAGAUCAAUCUGGAUCAACGAAGCUCUCUUGGCUAAUGCGCCCGACUGGUGUAUGCCGAGAGGCAGGGUUCCAAUCCCCUCAAAGCCUGAUUUUUAUUUGAAACGCGUCGGGGACAGGUCUGCCUGGAGUCUGGCACUAAUAUGGAGCCUAACUAUCACCAGACCUCUCGCCGGCUGGUGUUGCUCAAGG